AUGGCCGGCCCGGUUUCGAAGCCGGUCGAACUUGUUUUCACCAGGGACAACACAAGGAGAUAUGUUAUUUGGAAGGGCGAGAUUGAUGGCCAGCCCAUAGUUACCCACGGAUUUGGCGCCCUCUUUCCGGAGAGAUAUCUGCCAAGUCGCUCAGCUGAGACCAGCAUAUGGCACUGCCCAGUUCGAACUUGUGGACAAGCAUAUGCCACCCCACCGGACCUAGGCGAUCAUUUUGUGAGAUUUCAUGCCGGCUCGAUCCUACACGACCACCUCGACGGCACAUUUUCUGUUCGUUCCCAGGACCCCGAGAACGCCUUUGAUGCAAUUUGCCAGCCGUACGUUGCGUCUCAAGGACACAAGCUUCAGAGCCCGAGUCUGCGGCGGCCAUCACACUCCAACCACUUCGAACUGGGACCAGGCGCCCCUGAGACUUCUGCCAUAGCAGUUGAUCGACAUGACAAGUCAAAGCCUCGAACUGGCAACAAACCGCCCUCGAGCAGCAGCGAGGUGAACAGUGACGACGAGAGUGGCGACGACGAGAGCGACGGGAGCGAUGCCGGCCAGAGUGAUACCGACGACAGUGACGGAAGUGGCGACAGCGACAGCGAUGCAAGUGAUACCGACGAGGCGGAGGAUGAGGUUGGACACCAGAAAGCCAAUGAGACCAAGCUUCAGAGCAAUGUCAACUCGGAAGCGAGCAGCGACGAUUCGGACACGAACGACAACGAGAGCCGCGGAAGAAAGACCGACCAGCAGAAUAAAGAUAAGCCUGCGUGCGCCAACAUCGAGGUUGCCACUAAUUAUCCCAGAAACGUUGGCAUUCAAGAGGAGGACACAGACAGAUCGCCGCCAGCAACAUCACCCGCCAGAGUCGCUGAGGACGACAAACAGCAAUCAGAUCCACCCCAUUGCAAGUAUGCCAAUUCCGAUGUCUGGAAAUACAUCACUUCCUUCACAUCCGAUUUUUUGCCGGUCCCCGCCGAUCUAUGUCUCCUUGAACUUCUCAUUUUGCCCCGCCAACGCGACUUACCAUACUGCUGGAAAAGGUGGCUCAACUUGAGGAAGCCCUCCCUGAAAACAUUGACGGCUGUCGCUUUGUAUCUCGGUGGUGUGCAAAGGAACACCCCUUGCGGGAACAUGCGCUGCGCUGAGUUUCAGGGUCUUCAUGAUGAACUACACCAUAAUGGCGACAAAAAUGCCCCGCGUUUCCAUCCUCAGUUUGCCUUUGACAUGUGCAUACAACUCCCGGAUUAUCUGCGAAAGGUUUCCCCAGCUCUCGAGAAAAGGUUCCGCGGCUACUAUUGUUGUAAUGCAUACUUUCGCCACAACACGAAAGCACUGACUAUGCCUGGUACAUUUGUCGACCCAUCGACGCAGCCAUGGAAUGCAACUUCGAAGAAGAGAAAGGCAAACAACGACGAGGUGAUACCAGCGCCUAAGAAAGCAAAGACAUUACAAGCACAUGCUGUUCAAAAGGAAGAAACAACGAACAAGUGGGACAAGAAAAACAAUCGCAUGUCCAAGUCUGGUACGCAGCCUGCGAAGUGGGAAACAAAGUGGGAGAAACUUCCGCACAAUGGGCGACCCCUAGACUCAGGGCCUCCGCUUGCUUAUUCAUUGUCACAUUAUCUCGAACCUCUCCGAGAAACUUUCAAGCGUAUGACCGAGCCCUCCUCUUUGUGGUUAAGCAGGGAGCUGUGA
Neurospora crassa OR74A is the source of this 1701-nucleotide messenger RNA. RefSeq lists its product as hypothetical. NCBI's taxonomy places the organism in Eukaryota, Fungi, Ascomycota, Sordariomycetes, Sordariales, Sordariaceae. The transcript is spliced from 5 exons. The record is from RefSeq and is a predicted model, not a curated record. Bases 1 to 1701 code for a protein of 566 amino acids.